AUUCACGACUUUCAAAUGACAUGUCGAGCAAAAUAAUUACAAAGUUAAAAUGUUAUAAUAAAUGGUAAUUAUUUUAUACUUACGUUAAAAGGGCGCAAUUGCAAUUCAAAAUGAGGACCCGAAGUAAUUCGGGAGUCCGUCUCGAUUACUACCAGAGAGUUGUGCACAAGUUAAUUUUGGAUCACCAGCAACCAGUUACAGGCUUGUUCCCAGCGGGCCCAAAUAAUGAUCAUGCUUGGAUUAGAGACAACCUGUAUUGCAUUUUGGCGGUUUGGGGACUGUCUAUGGCAUUCAAAAAGAUUGCCGACCAGGAUGAAGAUCGAGCUAAAUCAUAUGAGUUAGAACAGAGCUGCGUUAAAUUAAUGAGAGGUCUUCUUAUGGCUAUGAUGCAGCAAAAAGACAAGGUAGAAAAAUUCAAAAGUACACAACACCCCCAUGAUUCACUUCAUGCUAAGUAUUCUUCAAAAACUGGAGGCACUGUUGUGAAAGAUAAUGAAUGGGGACAUCUACAAAUUGAUGCUAUCUCAUUGUAUCUCCUUAUUUUAGCACAGAUGACUGCAUCUGGUUUGCAGAUAGUGUUUUCAUUGGAUGAAGUUGCUUUCAUUCAAAAUUUAGUUUUUUAUAUAGAAUCAGCCUAUUGUAUUCCUGAUUAUGGAAUUUGGGAGAGAGGAGAUAAAACAAACCAUGGGCUACCAGAACUUAAUGCCAGCUCAAUUGGUAUGGCUAAAGCAGCUUUAGAAGCUAUGAAUGAGCUGGACCUUUUUGGUGCUCGUGGAGGACCAUCAAGUGUAAUACAUGUAUUAGCUGAUGAGGCUCAAAAAUGUCAAGCUGUCUUGCAAUCAAUGUUGCCAAGAGAAUCAAACAGCAAAGAGUUAGACUCUGGUCUUCUUUCUAUCAUAAGCUAUCCAGCAUUUGCGGUUGAUGAUCCGCAGUUGAUAGCGAAAACUAGAGAUACAAUAGUGUCAAAGCUACAAGGGAAAUAUGGAUGUAAAAGAUUUCUGAGAGAUGGACAUAAAACACCACGAGAAGAUCCUAACAGACUUUAUUAUGAGCCAUGGGAAUUGAGAAUGUUUGAAAAUAUAGAAUGCGAAUGGCCAUUAUUUUUCUGCUAUCUUAUAUUAGAUUACUGCUUCCAAGGCGACAAGAACAAUGUUACUGAGUAUAUGCAAAAGUUGGAGAAAAUUAUGUUAAGAAAAGAUGAUGGUAUAAAAUUAGUGCCUGAGUUGUAUGCAGUGCCAGGGGAUAAAGCAAAUUUGGAGCAAAUGGAGCCAGGUAGUCAGGAAAGAAUACCGCUAGGAAGGUGUCCUUUUAUAUGGGCACAGUCAUUGUAUAUCCUAGGAAAGUUAUUACAAGAGGGAUUUCUAGCAGUUGGAGAACUUGACCCUUUGAACAGAAGACUUUGUUCAGAAAAGAAGCCUGAUGUUGUGGUUCAGAUUGUCAUAUUAGCUGAAGAUAAUGAAAUUCGGGAUAAACUUCUUGAAUAUGACUUGCAUGUACAAACAAUAAGUGAGGUUGCACCCAUUGAGGUUCAACCAGCCAGAGUUCUUAGUCAUUUAUAUACAUAUUUAGGUCGUAAUAAAAAAUUAGGAUUAUCUGGAAGAAAGUCACGAGAUGUGGGUAUUCUUAGCACAAGCAAAUUGUAUUCGUUAAAUGAACGCAUUUUUGCAUUCGCUCCGCAAUUUUCUGACAUGAAAAGAUUCUUCAUAGCUUCUGACUAUGAACUGAUGGUUGACAUGCUAAAAGCCGAAAUUGCUUUCUUGAAGUCUUCAUGGCAAAAUCUCCUCGGAAGACCUCUUGUGGUUUUGACUUUAAAUGACAUGAAUUUAGAUCAAGGUAAAAUUCCAAUGGCUAUGGUGACGACGAUGAAAAAGUUGAAAUCUGGUUACAUUAAUGGAACAAGAGUUACUCUUGGGAACCUCGGCGAUUUUCUGAGUACGUCCGCGAUAACUAAUUUGAGUUUUUUGGGAAGUCAAGAGGAGGGUUAUCCAGAUAAACUGAACCCGCAAGUACAAAGCUACUUAGAAGAGCACCUACUACGGUCAUUCAGCAGUCGCCUAAGCGUGCUGCCCCGUCCAGCGGGGGGUCGCGUCCGACCUCUACGUCGCCGAAUGUCCGUCCGUGGAGCCAUUAAGAAGACACGCUCCAUUAAUGUUGACUCUGAAACUCUAGGAAUGGAAGGUGAACACUACGGGCCACAUCCCCUGGAGAGAAAACCCUCUUGGCUCGAAGGAGACUCUACGUUUGGACGCAGCCCUUCACCUGAACAAGCUAAGAAACGAGCCUUCACCAAGGGUACAUCGACUACUUCUUUGGGAGUACCGCCGACUAUUGAAGUGAACAAAGAAGAAGCGCCGACUCCGGCGAAGGAAGAAGUGACAGUAAAGACGGUAGUACGAAAUCGAACGACGUCGGAGUCGCAGAGUGUCGUGUAUGCAGAACAAGACACCGACGAGCUGAUUGCAAUGCUACGAGAAACUGAGAGCCUCGACGAGCAAGGAGAUAUUUUACAGUACCUGGUCGACACGCACGGACUAGAUUAUGAUACUGGUAUGCUAGAAAACGGCAAGCACGUAACUGUAAAAGAUCUUCUUAAAGUUCUCUAUGAGAAAGCGUGCAGUCAAAAACUAUGGGGACUCGUAAGACACACCGCUGGUAUGCUCGGGAAGAGAGUCGAAGACUUAGCUAAAGCGGUGACAGAUCUACUUGUAAGACAGAAACAGAUAACCGUUGGGAUGCCACCGAACAACGAACACACUAUAACUGCUCCUUUACCAGAGAAUGAACUGAGGCAGCUGAUACAUGUGGCGUAUGGCGAUGAUGAGAGUACUGCGAUGUUGACUCAAGAGUUGCUAGUUUAUCUCGCCAUGUUCAUACGUACUGAACCACAGUUAUUCUUGGAAAUGCUUCGUCUUAGAGUCGGACUUAUAAUACAAGUAAUGGCGACUGAACUAUCACGAACCCUAUCUUGCGACGGUGAGGAGGCGUCCGAACAUUUGCUCAAUUUGUCCCCAUUUGAAAUGAAGAAUCUUCUGUACCACAUUCUUAGCGGCAAGGAAUUCGCCAUCAAUAGCGUCGGCAGAGGCAACUUUUCAAUUGUAAGCAACAAAUCAAAUCGAUACACGAAGAAAUCUCAAAUUUUGUUGGAAGGUCAAGGAGUUCAGGGCACCGAUGAAGCCCCAAUAACCGAACCGGACAGGCAGGGUCAGUGGUUGAGACGCAGACGACUCGACGGAGCUCUGAACCGCGUCCCGAGAGAUUUCUAUCAGCGUGUAUGGGCUGUUUUGGAGAAGUGUCAAGGCCUAGUAAUCCAGGGCAAAGUGCUACAGCCGAAUUUGACCCAAGAGAUGACGUCAGGCGAGCUAAAAUUCGCGCUAGCAGUCGAAACAGUAUUGAACUCGAUACCUCAACCUGAAUAUCGUCAAUUAGUUGUUGAAGCCCUCAUGGUCAUAACGUUGGUCGUCGAAUACAAAGCCGUGAACAAUUUGGGAGGAAUGAUAACCGUCGAACAUCUAGUGCACAAAGCUAACCAAAUAUUUUUGGAGGAUCAGACACGGUGUGCUGGCGACGCGACGCUGUGCUGCGCGAAGGCGGCUGGCGGCGUGGGCGGGGGGGCGAGUGCGGGCGGGGCGGGCGGCGCCCAGCUGUGCGGGGGCGGGGCGGGCGGCGCCCUGCUGUGCGGGGGCGGGGCGGGCGGCGCCCUGCUGUGCGGGGGCGCGGCGGGCGUGUGCCAGCUGCUGUACGACAGCGCGCCCAGCGGCCGCUUCGGCACCAUGACGUACCUGGCGCGGGCCGUCGCCGCGCUGCUGGCCGAGCGCCUGCCCGCGCACGAGCCCGUCGAGUGCGCCAUCUCGUAGCUGGCCUUGCUUAUGUGUGGCGUCACAACGUAAAUGAUACCAUAUUCUGACUAAGAAGUUUCACGAUGAAAACGUUCUUGAAUCACGGUCUUGACUACAAGUUAACUACUGCUCUUAGUAAAUUUUAUUAGUCGAAAGUAUAGAUAGCCUUUUGUCGUUUUUGUACUCAUUUUCAAGAGUAGGACAAAAAUUACUUUAGAUUAAAAAUCUAUAU
Messenger RNA from Melitaea cinxia (Glanville fritillary), 4068 nucleotides. RefSeq names its product probable phosphorylase b kinase regulatory subunit alpha. Gene Ontology annotation, molecular function: calmodulin binding. Lineage: Eukaryota; Metazoa; Arthropoda; Insecta; Lepidoptera; Nymphalidae. The record is from RefSeq and is a predicted model, not a curated record. The transcript has 18 exons. Gene Ontology annotation, biological process: glycogen metabolic process. The coding region runs from base 111 to 3854 and encodes 1247 amino acids. Gene Ontology annotation, cellular component: phosphorylase kinase complex.